AAAAAAAAUAUUUAUUUAUUUAUUUAUGUUUUCGUAAUAUAUUAAAAACUUGAUAUAUAAAUUACAAAAUUCCAUCGAUAUGAUCACAUCAGUAAUUGGACUUAGGAGGGACCGAAAGAAUGCAGUUUCAAAGGAUUUCAAUUCAAUGAUGCUAUACAAGAAGCCACCAAAAGGUCGUGGAAGACCUUCAAAGGGAGGACAAGCACUUCGAUCAAAACGAUAUUAUAUUAAAAAUCAUUUAAUGGUAUUGCAAAAGAGACGACUAAAGAGAUACAUAGAUAAAGUGAAAAAAUGGAUAGCUAAAUUUGAACAUGAUUCAGUACUUAUUCUUAAUGAGCUUGAUCUUUACUGUAAAAAGGCAGUAAAGAUGCUUCAAGUAUUUGGAAGAAAUCAUCUUUUAUAUUAUAUUAAUUCAGCAAGAGAGGAUCACUAUUUGGCCUUUAUGAAUGAAGAAGGGGAAGCAUUUAUGGACUUGCUUUUUGAGAAUGCUAAAGAGCAACAAAGUAAACCUUCACAUUCAAUGUUAGAUAGAAUAGAAAGGGAAUUAAGGGAAAAUCAUUUGCCAUUAUUGUUUACAUUAUCAACUCUAUUAUCAGCUUAUUUAUUACUUAAUUAUGCAGAAAAAGUAAAUGAACGAAUGGCAGAUGAAGAUAGAAAAGAAAAGAUUAAACAAAACUGUCUUGAGAUUUACAAAGUCUCAUAUAGUCAUAUUAUUGCAUAUUAUAAAGAUAACACUGAUGAUGACAAUAAAGAAACAAAAGUAGUCGAUCUGCCAGAGUUCAUUGAAGAAAACAAAGAUUAUGGAGGUGAUGAAGGAACUGUUAAUGAAGAUAAAGAUGAAGGAACUGCUAAUAAUGAAGCUAGAAAUGAGGGAACUGUUAAUGAAGCUAGAGAUGACUUUGAUUGUAUGGAGACAAAAUAUAACAAAAAGGAAAAGGCUUGCAGUAAUAAAGCAUUGAAAAUUAAGAAAGAAAAAAGAAAGCGUUUUCUUAAAAGAAAAUAAAAAUGUCCUAAUAAUAACUCAUUAAAAGUUGUGUUACCUCCUCGUCAAAUAGAUAACUACUGGACUUCAAAUUAUCUUUUUAUAAAUAGAGUAAAAGGGUAGUUAGUUGUUCGUUUUUUUUUUCUUUUAAAAAAAAUAAAAUAAUGUCUUUUUUCGAUACUCUUCCUUUUUCUUAUACAGAAGUCAAUA
Messenger RNA from Cokeromyces recurvatus, 1192 nucleotides. RefSeq lists its product as uncharacterized. NCBI's taxonomy places the organism in Eukaryota, Fungi, Mucoromycota, Mucoromycetes, Mucorales, Mucoraceae. The transcript has 3 exons. Bases 80 to 1003 code for a protein of 307 amino acids. The record is from RefSeq and is a predicted model, not a curated record.